AUGGGUUUUACACAAAUUUACAUAUCAGUCCUCAUCAUAGUAACAUUAACAUCGCAAUCAGCAAACGCUGCGUUUGCCAGACAAGCUCCUGUGGCGGCAAUGCUCGACGAUAUACUAUCGCCAACGAACGCCGAGAGAGCGUUAAAAAUACUAUCUUUGGCAGCUCGUGGCGUAAACAGAGCGAGAUCUGCCAACUUCGAUGAGAUAGCAGUGCCAAGAUAUCCUAUUCCGCCAAAUGCGAAACUUCUGUCAGAGCUUCUGCAGCGAAGCAGAGUGCCUGUACCUCGUCCGGCGCCGCCAGUAGAAGUGGUGCAGCGACCGCCGGAGAUAUACCAGUCUUUCGUUACGGAGAGAGUUUAUCCUAGCGUGCCAGUCCCGCAGCCCUGCCAGACGCCAGUGGUGAGGGCCGUACCAGAGGUGUAUCCUGCCGCGCCUGUGCCAAUGGUGAACCCGUUCUUGCCCGCGGCGUCGCCUGUGUCGGCAAUUGCCCCGCCAACUUCAAGUCUCCUUCCACCGAUGGACCCGACGCAAGUCAGGAGUCAUUUUCUAAGGAAGAUUCCAAUACCGCCACCUUCGUUGUAA
Molecule: messenger RNA, 582 nt
Organism: Chilo suppressalis (striped riceborer)
Lineage: Eukaryota; Metazoa; Arthropoda; Insecta; Lepidoptera; Crambidae
Source: the annotation of a GenBank genome assembly